This is a messenger RNA of Thermochaetoides thermophila DSM 1495, 411 nucleotides long. RefSeq lists its product as uncharacterized. Lineage: Eukaryota; Fungi; Ascomycota; Sordariomycetes; Sordariales; Chaetomiaceae. The record is from RefSeq and is a predicted model, not a curated record. The transcript has 3 exons. Bases 1 to 411 code for a protein of 136 amino acids.
AUGCAGAUCGCGCCCACAACCACAAUUCUCUGUGUCAUUGCUGGCUUGGAGAACCCUGAGCCGGACCCCGUUGUGCAAGUGGAAACCGAGGCCAUCGAAGUCACGCCCAAGCCAGUCCCUCCUUUUCCCGUUCCCCCCAAUCCUAAGAUCAUCGUCCUCGACGGCGAUAUCUCUUCCCGCACUGACGACGAGUGGACGGGAGGGGAUGACAACUCCUCGGAGAGCUAUAUCUUCAAUGAGGAUAUCAACGACGACGAUCAUGAUGAGCCUUCGGUCCUCAGCAUGGAUGGUGGUGAUGAUGAGGAGGGGUAUUUACAUGAGAACCGAGAGUUGUUUCCGGAGUUGACCAAGCGCGAUGUCACACCGUCAUUUGCCGCAUUCAGCGCCGAGGAGACGGGAAGGCAAUGGUGA